CCCUGGCCUGCCGGCGGGGGGUCCCGUGCCCGCGGCGGAGGACGGAAGCCGAGCGGGCGGGAUGGGGGACUCCAAAGUGAAGGUGGCGGUGCGGGUCCGCCCCAUGAACAGGAGAGAACUUGAUAUGCAUACAAAAUGUGUGGUGGAUGUGGACACAAACAGGAUUAUUCUUCACCCUGUGAACACCAAUCUUUCAAAAGGAGAUGCCAGGAGCCAGCCAAAAGUGUUUGCAUACGAUCACUGUUUCUGGUCUAUGGAUGAAUCUGUAAAAGAAAAAUAUGCAGGUCAAGAUGUUGUUUUCAUGUGCCUUGGAGAGAACAUUCUUCAGAAUGCCUUUGAGGGCUACAAUGCAUGUAUCUUUGCCUAUGGACAGACAGGAUCUGGAAAAUCUUACACAAUGAUGGGUACGGCCGACCAGCCUGGAUUAAUCCCAAAACUCUGCAGUGGUCUCUUUGAAAGAGCACAGAAAGAAGAAAACGAAGAACAAAGUUUCAAAGUGGAAGUGUCCUACAUGGAGAUUUACAAUGAGAAAGUUAGAGAUCUCCUUGACCCCAAAGGAAGCCGUCAGUCAUUAAAAGUCAGAGAGCACAACGUCUUUGGCCCUUACGUGGAUGGCCUUUCUAAACUGGCUGUUGCCAGCUACAAGGACAUAGAGUCUUUGAUGUCAGAGGGUAACAAAUCUCGAACAGUGGCUGCAACCAACAUGAAUGAAGAAAGCAGUCGGUCACAUGCAGUCUUCAAGAUCAUCCUCACACACACACUGUGUGAUGUACAAUCAGGGACAUCGGGUGAGAAGGUGGGCAAAUUGAGUCUGGUGGACUUGGCAGGCAGUGAAAGGGCCACUAAGACUGGAGCUGCUGGGGACAGGCUGAAGGAAGGAAGCAAUAUUAACAAGUCCCUUACAACUCUUGGGCUGGUUAUUUCUGCGCUAGCAGAUCAGGCUGCUGGCAAGAACAAGAACAAAUUUGUUCCAUAUCGUGAUUCCGUGCUGACUUGGUUACUUAAAGAUAGCCUUGGUGGUAACAGCAAGACUGCCAUGGUGGCAACAGUCAGCCCAGCAGCAGAUAACUAUGAUGAGACCCUUUCCACGUUGAGGUACGCGGAUCGGGCCAAGAACAUAGUUAACCAUGCCGUGGUGAAUGAAGAUCCUAAUGCCCGCAUCAUCCGAGAACUCCGAGAGGAGGUGGAGAAGCUCCGAGAACAGCUCACCAAAGCCGAGGCUUUGAAAUCACCAGAAUUAAAGGAACAGUUGGUGGAGUCCGAGAAAUUGAUCCAGGAAAUGACUGUCACCUGGGAAGAGAAAUUAAGAAAAACGGAGGAGAUAGCACAGGAGCGGCAGAAACAACUGGAGAGUCUUGGCAUAUCUCUUCAGUCUUCUGGAAUCAAAGUUGGUGACAACAAGUGCUUCCUUGUUAAUUUAAAUGCAGAUCCUGCUCUCAAUGAACUUCUGGUGUACUACUUAAAGGAGCAUACAUUAAUAGGGUCAGAUGACUCCCAAGAUAUCCAGUUAUGUGGAAUGGGAAUUCUUCCUGAACAUUGUAUUAUAGAAAUAACCUCCGAAGGACAGGUUAUGCUAACGCCUAAGCAAAAUACUAGAACAUGUGUAAAUGGUUCCACUGUUAUGGGUCCUACGCAGCUACACCAUGGAGACCGAAUACUGUGGGGAAACAACCACUUCUUCAGGUUGAGUUUGCCAAAAAAGAAAAAGAAAGUAGAGCACGAGGAGGAAGAACAAGACAACACUAUGGGCUGCAGCAACAGUGUUGAGCAACUUGAUGCUGAUGGAGACAAUUCCAGUGAAGUGUCCAGUGAAAUGAACUUCAGCUAUGAGUAUGCCCAAAUGGAAGUCACUAUGAAGGCACUCAGUAGCAAUGACCCGAUGCAGUCAAUCUUGCACAGCCUGGAGGAAAAGCAUGAAGAGGAGAAGCGAUCCGCACUGGAGCAGCAGCGAUUGAUGUACGAGCAUGAGCUAGAGCAGUUGCGACGGCGGCUGUCUCCAGAGAAACAACACCUCCGGAGCAUGGACAGGUUCCCUUUCCACUCACCCAAUGCCCAGCAGCGCUUACGCCAGUGGGCAGAAGAGAGAGAAGAAAUGUUGAACCACAGCCUGAGGAAGCUGAGGGAGCAAAUUGUUAAAGCUAAUUUGUUCGUGAGAGAAGCCAGUUUCAUCGCAGAGGAAAUGGACAAGAAGACAGAGUAUAAGGUCACUCUGCAGAUCCCAGCUUCGAGCCUUAAUGCUAACAGAAAGCGAGGGGCAGCUCUUAGUGAGCCUGCUAUUCAGGUGAGGAGGAAAGGGAAAGGCAAGCAGAUCUGGUCACUGGAGAAAUUGGAAAACCGGCUGAUAGACAUGAGGGAUCUUUAUCAAGAGUGGAAGAACUGCAAUGAAGACAGCCCAGUAUCUAGGUCUUACUUCAAGCGAGCUGAUCCAUUCUAUGAUGAACAAGAAAACCACAGCCUCAUUGGAGUGGCCAACGUCUUUCUGGAGUCUCUGUUUUAUGAUGUGAAGCUGCAAUAUGCUGUCCCGAUCAUCAAUCAGAAGGGAGAGGUGUCAGGUCGUCUUCAUGUCGAAGUGGUGCGAGUGAGUGGAGCAAUUGGGGAGCGAAUCGUAGGAGGUGAUGAUAGCACAGACAGUUCAAGAGAGAAUGAUAUACAGGAGAACAAAGUUGUUUGUAUGAUUAAAAUACUUCAGGCUACAGGUUUGCCUCAGCAUCUUUCCAACUUUGUGUUCUGCAAAUACACCUUCUGGGAUCAACUGGACCCCGUUACGGUUGCCCCUGAGAUGGACCCCUCUUUAUCUCCCAUCAGCAAGGAGCCACAGUGCAUGGUUGUCUUCGACCACUGCAACGAGUUUUCUGUAAAUAUUUCUGAAGACUUCAUGGAACAUCUGUACGAAGGUGCUUUGGCAAUUGAAGUGUAUGGACACAAGCAAAGCGAUCCUCGCAAAAACUCAGCUCUAUGGGAUUUGGGAAUCAUUCAAGCCAAAACACGAAGCCUCCGUGACAGGUGGAGUGAGGUAACCCGAAAAGUCGAGCUCUGGCUUCAGAUUCUGGAACUUAAUGAGAAUGGGGAGUUCUAUCCAGUUGAGGUGGUUCCUGCCAAGGAUGUAAACACUGGUGGCAUCUUUCAACUCAGACAGGGGCAGUCACGGCGAAUUCAGGUCGAAGUGAAGACUGUGCAGGAGUCCGGCACCUUGCCUCUAAUGGAAGAAUCCAUACUCUCUGUUGGCGUUGGCUGUGUACAAAUAAGACACAUCAAGUCACAAAAAGCUCAUGAGGCUCAUCAGGACGAAGUAGAUGAUAUGGACAGUUAUCAGGACAGGGAUUUGGAGAGACUUCGUAGGAAAUGGCUGAGUGUAUUGACGAAACGUCAGGAAUAUCUAGAUCAACAGCUGCAAAAGCUUGUCAGCAAACCUGAUAAAACAGAAGAUGAUGCAGAUCGGGAGGCGCAGCUGUUGGAGAUGAGGCUCACUCUUACAGAAGAAAGGAAUGCUGUGAUGGUUCCUUCUGCUGGCAGUGGGAUUCCUGGAGCGCCAGCAGAGUGGACUCCAGUGCCUGGUAUGGAAACGCAUAUUCCAGUUGUUUUCCUUGACUUGAACGCGGAUGACUUUAGCUCUCAAGAUAACCUUGAUGACCCAGAACCUGGUGGAUGGGAUGCUACUCUCACUGGGGAAGAGGAAGAUGAAUUCUUUGAAUUGCAGAUUGUGAAACACCAUGAGAGUGAGGUGAAAGUAGAAGCCUCCUGGGAUUCCACAGUCCAUAACUGCAUUCAGCUCAGCAAAGGAACAGCAACAGAUGAAAGAGUUUUCCUUAUUGUGAGAGUCACUGUCCAGCUCAGCCAUCCUGCCGAAAUGCAGCUGGUGCUGCGCAAACGCAUCUGCGUUAAUGUCUAUGGGAAACAGAGUUUUGCACAGAGCUUCCUGAAAAGAAUGUCUCACCGAAGUUCCAUUCCUGGCUGCGGAGUCACCUGUGAGAUCGUCUCUAAUAUUCCAGAGGAUACUCAGGGAGCUGAGGAGCGGGAAGCGCUAGCAAGGAUGGCCGCUAACGCUGAAAACGCAGCUUCGGCGGACUCGGAAGCAUACAUUGAAAAGUACCUGCGGAGUGUUCUAGCAGUGGAGAAUAUUCUCACCCUCGAUCGUAUUCGCCAGGAGGUUGCAGUCAAAGAGCAGUUAACGGGGAAAGGAAAACUGAACAGGAGGAGUCUCAGCUCUCCCAACGUCAAUCGGACAUCUGGAAGCCGUCAAGAUUUAGCUCCCGUGUACAGCCUUGGAAGUCACAAGGGUCGAUGGGAGAGCCAGCAAGAUGUAUCCCAAAUUUCAACACAUUCUGGUAGUGGGACAGCCCCAUCUCGUACAUCUUCAGCAGGCUCUGCUCAGCAAAACCAUUCUAAUGAUCCAGGACUCAGUAGCCUGGCUGCCUCUUACCUGACUCCAGUAAAAUCCUUUGUGCCUCAGAUGCCAAAGCUGCUUAAGUCUCUCUUUCCUGCUAGAGAGGAGAAAAAGGGCAGGCAGACCUCUCCUCUUGCCCAGCAGCCUGUCCCACGCAUUAUGGUUCAGUCGGCCAGUAUUGAUGCCAGUGCUGCAAAGAUAAAACAGAUUCCCCAAGAAGGGGGGAAGGAACAGUUUGAGGUGGCGGCGCAAUCGAAAGAGGCGGAAAGGAACCAAGAAAAGAUUCCCAAAGUGCCUUCACAGCAGCACCCCGCAGACAUUCAAGCACAGGACUCCCAGGAGGGCCCUCCAAGUCCCCUGAGCGAAGCCUCGAGCGGUUACUUCUCUCACAGCGUUUCAACGGCCACCCUUUCUGACGCUCUCGCAGCAGGGAACGACUUGAUAGCUCCGACAGGUGGUCAAACAGCUACCACGAGCCACAUCUCCCCACCCACCUCGGCUGUUCCGGUACCUUCCGACAUUUCAGUGCCGAUGGACCGUGCUUCGGAGGGCUGCCCUGCCCUUCUGAGAGAGAAUCUAGCUGCUUCUGACCUUCUCACGGCCAACGAGAGAGCCAAGGACAACAGCGGCCUAAACGCUACUGACCAUCUAAAGUCAAAGCCCUGGGUCUCCCCUGUGACUCGGCGUGAGGAACUAGAUGCUGCCUCUGUAGCUGUUGAUGCAAAAAGCAACGUUUCUACCUCCACUCCAAAGAAGGAGCUGCUGACCAAACACCUAAUGGCUUCAACAACGGGGGAGUCCAUGGGACAAGCUACCAAGAAGGACCACACACAGCCCACCUUUACUCCAGAAUCGAGAGCUUCCAAACCUCAGCUUCCGCCCGAUCUCUCAUCCCAGCCCAGUGCUACUGUCUCUCCGUUCAAAAUCCAAAAAGUCAGGACGUCGGAGCUCAAGUCUUUUACGUGCAUGCUGGGGGGAGAGUCCGGGUGCUCUUCCAACACAGAGGAAGAGAAGGAGAGAGAAAAGACUGCCCAAGGGUUAAGCCAGAAUGGUGCAAAUACAGCUGAUGAAAAACUGGAAGUGACUUCUGAUUCUGAAGAUGCCAAUGAAAUCCCAGACUGGCUAAAAGAGGGGGAAUAUGUUACUGUCGGCCCAAAUAAGACUGGCACGAUUAGAUACAUUGGCCCAACUGACUUUCAAGAGGGAAUGUGGGUUGGUGUGGAGUUGGAUUUGCCUUCAGGUAAGAACGAUGGCUCCAUUGGGGGAAGGCAGUACUUCAAAUGCAACCCAGGCUAUGGGCUCCUGGUGAAACCAAACCGGGUGAAGAAAGCCCCAGGCGUAGCCAGACGACGGAGCACGGGACUUAAGUUGCAACCCAGCCUCCCACCUGGCCUCACUGACAGCCCUAGCCAAAAUGGAAGGGUCUGCUCUCCGGCCUGAGAAGAUCCAGAAGAGUGCCGAGAACAGGAAAUCUUGGGCCAACUGAAGGAGGUGUACGCACCCCACAGCCUGGUUUGAAAGUAACUUGUGAAGCUAUCGCUGUGCUUGCAACGUUGAACCAACCUACUAAACUUGGAGUUCUGGCAAACACUAAAGGAGGCGGUUUGCUCUGCUUUUGUUGCUGAUAUGUUAAAUCUUUGCCUUGUCAUGGUGAUGGGUCUAUAUGGGGUAGGCUCCUGUCUUAUUGGGACACUUCGUGUGGUUUAUUUCAAAUAAUGACCGUUUUGGGAGGGGUUUAACGGUGCUGCUUUUAAGUCGUUCACGGAAUGAGGGGCUAGAGAAGUUAUUCAAAGUAGUGUGUGAGUUUCCAGCAGCUGCAAAAGAUUAACUGGAGCAAUUUCCCAACCGAUGACAUCUGUACCACUUGAAUGUGGUUGGCAGUUCUGUAAACAACACAAUGCAGCACGCACGGCUCCAUCCUUUUGGAAGAGCUGUGUGUGUAUUGGACAGUAGUGAGAAACGGAUACAGUCUUAAGGUUGAGACGGAAGCAGAACAAAAAUAAUUAGCUUGGUUACAUGACCUGAAACCAGUGCCUAUGCUGAAUAAUGUUCUAGUGUCUUCCUACUCUUCUUGCAAUCACUGGGAUUCUAUCCUAUUGGGGCUUUUGAUCCCUGUUUUUAAGAGCAUAUCCAAAUUUAGUAAAUCACUACUGUGUGAUCUAUUUAGUGGAUUAUUUUAACAGGGGACAGAAUCCGUUCUCCUGUCAUCUGUGCCCUGGAGACGCUGUGGAAUAUUGCUCCCAGUGUAUCUUCAGUUUGUCUUCAGGAUUUUUUAUAAGAUAUCACUAAAGUGCUCUAGUAUUUCUUAUAACAGCUUUUUCCAGCUCUGUCUGUGCUGCCUGUGAGUGACACACUCACAAAGAGAGACCUGAGUACCAUGUGUAGCCUUCACUGGCGCUUGUCUUUUACCCAAUUUCGUAACGUGAAGGCUUGUUGUUCCCAUACAGAAUGAUCCGGUCGUAUUUAUUUUUAUUUAUUGUUUUAAAAAAAUACAAAAUGCUUGCGCUUCACAAUCGCCCACUGCCUGCAUUGCACAGCGACACUCUAUGUAGCGCCUUACUGAAUAGCCUCCCAUUGGGAAGAGCUCCUGCCUCGCCAGCAAAUCCCUCCUGAGAUUGCUCCUAAAAUCACUUUAUUGGAACUGUUGCACGUUGUUCCUCAAAACUAAUGUUUUUGGGAGAGGGGGAGAGCUGGGCUGGUUUUUGCUGUUUUUAAACUUGAUUUUAUUUUUGGUGACUUUGACUAGUUUUUAAUUUCCUGUGGCAUAUAUAGAUAUUUUCUAACGAAUAAUGUAAAGAAAAAAUCAGAGUUCAUUGUACAGUAUAUACUGAGCUUUCUUAUACCUUGUUUAGUAAACAUUGAGGCACUGAAUUUUGAGCAGUGGAUGUUUAUGAUCUAUGUGAAGAACAUACAGGAUGCUAAAUUAAUGGUUACAACUUAAUAUGUAGCCAGCCUCUGUCCAUGCUGCACAGAUGUGUCUAAGUGCCUUAACCAUCUGGUUCAGGUAUCCAAGGGAAAGCUACAUUAUCAUCAAAGUAAACUUUAAAGGAGGUAGGGACGCUUAGUGAAGGAGAUAAUUAUGCUGAUUGACUGUGAUUAAUAUCAAUUUAUGCAGAAGGAAUAAAAAUUAAAAUAGAAACUAAUCAGUAGUUGGAAUAAAAUUUGGAAUGGGUUGGAAUACAGCAUUCUACAGUCUGCCAAGCAUUAGUGCAUUCCUAUCAGCCUUAUAGAGAGCUGCUGUUUUCUAAGCCUUCAUAAAACAAUUGAAGUGUACAAGCAGCUUUUUAAUAUUUUCAUAAAUGAACAUAUUUCCUCCUCUUCCCCUGUCCAGACCUGCAGUACAGGCUAGAGGAGAGAGAUUUGCCAUCCACUAGACUGGUGUUGGAACGCUUGUAUUUCUCUUCUUUCAAGCUGGAAAAUAUGGAGAAAUUAGCAACAAAGGCUGGGGAAGCAUAAUCCUGAAUUGAAUUCUGGGAAGAAACUGUUUUUUCAUAAAUAUGCUACCUGCAACAACAACAGAAUUUAUUUUAUUAAGCAGUUUUAUGAUACUCUGCAAUGAGAUACUAUACACUCACCAGUGUAACUUCUCCUAAGACUUCCUGGCAUUAUAAAAGUUCUCCAACAUCCUUUUUUUUCCCCAAACAAGCUUUACUUCUGUUCUUCUAAUACGGAUCCAGAUGGCUGGCUAAUGUGAAGCAUCCUCUCGACUUAGCUUUUAAUCGUCUCAUCAUUUCACGUAUUGAAUUGGAGAAUAUCCUAACUUGCGCUUUUUAUUGGUUUCUGAUUUGGAGCAUCCCAUGUUGUGAACAGUAGAGCCAUGUUUUCUAUUAGUCCUCAUGCUCCCCUCCCUUUCUCUCUAGCAUGAUCAUGUGUUAACUGACAUGGGCUGUCUUUGUUGAAUAACUGAUCUUUGUAGAUUUGAUCCAAUGCUUUUACUAGCAUUUGGGGACCAAGCAAAGGGGAGCUGGAUAGGUAUGUAUUUAUUUGAUCUAGUAUGUGUUCCUUUUUGGCCAUGUUCACGUUGAGAUCCUGAUUGUGGAAACACUUCUGCAGCUUGUGACUCACCCACUGAAGUGUUUGGAGAUUGAGGGGCUAGGGUAGGUAUUGCCACUCACUGGAACAUUGGCCUGGAUACCCUAACUUCUAUGAACAGGGUGUUUUCCCUAUUUGUGUUGUAAAACAUACCACAGAAUCUCAACAAAAGGUCUAGUAGACUAACAAAACAUGUAGCUGUUAUCAUGAGCUUUCGUGGGCACAGCCCACUUCUUCAGAUGACCGGAGUUUUGAGUUUAGGAUGUGCAGACCCAAAAUAAAUAGG
Molecule: messenger RNA, 8702 nt
Organism: Pelodiscus sinensis (Chinese soft-shelled turtle)
Lineage: Eukaryota; Metazoa; Chordata; Testudines; Trionychidae
Gene: KIF13B
Product: kinesin family member 13B
Biological process (GO): microtubule-based movement
Molecular function (GO): microtubule binding; microtubule motor activity; ATP binding
Source: RefSeq, a predicted model, not a curated record